Messenger RNA from Theobroma umbraticum, 1381 nucleotides. RefSeq names its product NAC (No Apical Meristem) domain transcriptional regulator superfamily protein (gene CUC3). NCBI's taxonomy places the organism in Eukaryota, Viridiplantae, Streptophyta, Magnoliopsida, Malvales, Malvaceae. The record is from RefSeq and is a predicted model, not a curated record. Gene Ontology annotation, molecular function: DNA binding. Gene Ontology annotation, biological process: regulation of DNA-templated transcription.
UUUAGUCCUUCUCUUCAUGUAGUGCAUGUUAAUAUAACUUCUAGCUGCGCAUUCAUUCACAUACAAUGCCCCUUUGUUGCAGAUCAUAAUCUUGUUCACCCUUCCUCUCUUUAUUCCAUUGCGAGAACAUUAGCUGUGUGCGAGAAGAUGUUAUCAGUUGAGGAACUUUUAAGUGAACUUGCGGAAGAAUUAAACGAGCAGGGUUUGCCGCGGGGGUUUAGAUUUCACCCUACCGAUGAAGAACUGAUAACAUUCUAUUUGGCUUCAAAGGUAUUUAAUGGGAGCUUUUGCGGAGUAGAGAUCGCUGAGGUUGAUCUUAAUAGAUGUGAACCUUGGGAGCUUCCAGAUGUGGCCAAAAUGGGGGAAAGGGAGUGGUACUUCUUCAGCCUGAGAGACAGGAAAUACCCGACAGGGUUAAGAACUAAUAGAGCCACCGGAGCUGGGUACUGGAAAGCCACAGGCAAAGAUAGGGAAGUGUACAGCGCCUCAAGUGGAGCCCUUCUCGGCAUGAAAAAAACCCUGGUUUUCUACAGGGGCAGAGCCCCCCGUGGCGAGAAGACCAAGUGGGUCAUGCACGAGUACCGUUUAGACGGUGACUUCUCCUACCGCCACGCGUGCAAGGAAGAAUGGGUGAUUUGCAGAAUAUUUCACAAAACAGGUGAGAAGAAAACUGCCCUUGCUCAAGGACAAAGCUUUAUAUUGGAAGUUUCUUCGUCUCCAACGAGUUCCUUGCCUCCGCUGCUUGAAACCCCAACAGCAUUCUUAGAAUCUCAAUCUCAAACUCCAAUGCAGGCCCAGAACUCUUUUGUGAUUCACCGCCAAGAAAAUGACCUGAAAAGCCUAAUAAACCCAGUUGUCUCCCAAUCCCCACUCUUCCCAGCUAACGGGCUCCAAGUCCAACCCUCCUUUUCAGCCAAUCCCACCACAAUCGCUUCCUCCAUUACCAACACAACAGACAAGAACGCUGCCACAGACACCAGCAACCCAUCAGCAUCGAUGCUCUUCAAGUCCCUCCUCUCACAUCAAGAUUGCAUUUUGAAGGAACAAGCCACUAUUCCCAAACAGUGCAAGACAGAGGCUAACUUUUCCCAUUUCCAACUGCCUGAUGCCAGCUUGAACUGGAUGGACAAGAUUCAUCCGAACCCAUGUCAAAAUCCCUUGUUUUUUGAGAUGGAUUGUAGUGUGUUGGGGUUCUCCGAAGGCGUUACUGCUGGGGACGCUACUGUCCAUGACAUGUCCACUUCAAUUGCUUUCAAUAGGGCCGGCGUUCAGAUGAUGUUAGAUCCGCACAUCAGAGCCCCGGGAGAAUCUUGGCAGCUAGAUUGUUAAAAUCUUGUAUUAUUAGGACCCAAUUUCCAUUUCUAUAUAUAUAAUCAUAUAC